AACAUGGAACAUAAAUACACAAAAUAAAAGAUGAACAACCAUUUCGCAAUCAACUCAAAUACGAAGACCUAAACGAAUUUAAACAAUUAUGACACCUAUGUACUUACUGUUCCCUCCAGUUUCUCUCUCUAAAACCAGUCCUCGUAAAGACCAAACCUCUCUCUCUCUCUUCAUCGACCAAACCAAACAUCACUCUUUUCUCUUUUCUCCCCACUGUCAGAUUUUGAAUACAGCAACAAACAUCAACAAGCCCUAGGAAAAAAAACACAGAGCUCGAAGAAUGUCUAAACUACCCUUCUUCCUCUGUUUCGCUACAAUCUUUCUCUCCUCCUCCGCCGAUCACCGGCUCCACUCUCGCCACUUACUCCACCAACCGUUUUUCCCGGUCACCACCGCCGCACCACCACCCUCUUCCCAACCCCCCUCGCCUUCUCCACACUCCCUCCACCAUCACCACCACAAGAAUCAUCCAGAGUCGCCUCCACCCCACGAGAAACACCUCUUCUCCUCCGUCUCAAACCCUCCGCCUCCUCCGCCGUCUCCGCCUCAUCCAAACACCUUUUUCCCCUCUGCGGACCCAUCCUCACCCACCUCUCAUCCCCCGCCAUCACCUCCUCCUCCUCCCCAUCGAGCUUCCCUCCCUACUUUUCCCGCCAACAUCUCCUCCCUCGUCUUCCCAACCCACAGCAAGUCUCCCAGCAGCAGCAACAACCGCCACGUAGCCAAGCUCCUCGCCGUAGCCGUCUCCGUAGUCUCCGCCGCCGUUCUCCUCUCUCUCCUCGCCGUGUUGAUCAUCUUCCUCCGCCGAACCCGAACCCGCCGCGCCUCCCCCGGAGACGGCACCAAAUCGGCCGGAACAGACGCUCUCCACCUCUUCAACGCCGCUCCCUCCGACGGCUCUCUGAAACACUGCAAACAGCAGCCGCCGAAGUACGCUUCUUCCAACACCUCCUCCGAGUUUCUCUACUUGGGUACUCUUGUCAACUCUGGUCUAGACCAGCAGAAGUCUCCCGUCUCAGUCGCCGGCGUUUUGGAGUUACCACCAGCUCAGGCUGCUUCUUCUUCUUCUUCCUCUUCUUCUUCUGCUGCCUCUUCUUACUCGCAGUACCGGAAGAUAGGGUCCCCCGAGCUCCGUCCUCUUCCUCCUCUGCCAAAGCUUCCGGUUUACUCUCCCAACUACAGAAGCACCGAACUUUUAAACCCUAAAAGACAAGACUUUGACGGAGGAGACGACAACGAAAACGACGAGUUUUACUCUCCCAGCGGAUCUCCAGUUCGUAAGCAGCAGAGCCCGCCACGUGUCUCUGCUAUCAAAGCCUCGAACUCGUCGGGCUCUGUCUCUUCCUCCAAUGGUUCGAAACCUAAGUCCUCUCUUAGUCCUCGUCUCUCGCUGAACAGCUCAAACGGCAGCGUUUCGAAGAAACCUGUUCCAACAAGACCACCACCACCACCUCCUCGGCCUCCUACGCAUUUUCAUGAGGUUCCGGCUACUACGUUACUCUCGCCUCCUUCUGAUUCGGACAAGAAAGAGGAGACCUUGAAACCAAAGUUGAAGCCUUUACACUGGGACAAGGUUAGAGCAAGCUCGAGCCGUGUUACCGUGUGGGACCAGAUCAAGUCAAACUCUUUCCAAGUGAAUGAAGAAAUGAUAGAGACAUUGUUCAGAGCGAAUGAUCCAACUUCAAGAACAAAAGAGUCUGUUGGUGUUGUUCAAUCUACGAGUAGUCAGGAGAAUAAUAAUAAUAAUAAUCAGUUUCUUGAUCCAAGAAAGUCACACAACAUUGCUAUUUUGCUUAGAGCUCUUAAUGUAACCGCCGAUGAAGUCUGCGAAGCCCUUGUUGAAGGAAACUCGGAUGCGCUUGGUUCCGAGCUUCUCCAAUGCCUGCUUAAGAUGGCACCUACCAAAGAAGAAGAGGCCAAGCUGAAGGAGCUUAAAGGAGAUGAUGAUGAUGAAUCAUCUCCUUCCAAGAUUGGACCUGCAGAGAAGUUCCUCAGAGCUUUGCUCAACAUUCCUUUGGCUUUCAAGAGGAUCAACGCAAUGCUUUACGUAGUCAACUUCGAGUCGGAAACCGAGUACCUCAAAAGAUCAUUCCACACCCUCGAGGCUGCUUGUGGGGAGUUAAAGAACACUAGGAUGUUCUUGAAGCUUCUAGAAGCGGUUCUCAAGACGGGGAACCGGAUGAAUGUUGGGACUAACAGAGGAGACGCACACGCUUUCAAGCUCGACACGCUCUUGAAGCUGGUGGAUAUCAAAGGAACAGAUGGGAAGACCACCUUGCUGCACUUUGUGGUUCAAGAGAUCAUAAAAUCAGAAGGAGGUCGCGUUUCUUCUUCCACCGCUCCAACUCAAAGCCCUAUAGGCGUUGUUAACAUAGCCGAGCAAUCAGCGUUCCAAGACGACUUAGAGCUGAAGAAACUUGGGUUGCAAGUCGUCUCAGGUCUCAGCUCUCAGUUAACAAACGUCAAGAAAGCAGCUGCGGUGGAUUCGAACUCCCUGGGGAACGAAGCAGGUGAGCUCGCUAGAGGGAUAACAAAGGUCAAGGAAGUAAUCGAUGAGCUAAAGCAAGAAGCAGGAGCAGAGAGGUUCUUGGACUCGAUGAGCUCGUUCUUGAGCAAAGCUGAGAAAGAGAUCACGGAGAUACAAUCGCAGGGAGACAAUGUCAUGAAGAUGGUUAAAGAAGUAACGGAGUACUUCCAUGGGAACUCGGAGUCUCAUCCUUGUCGGAUAUUCACCGUUGUCAGAGACUUUCUGAUGGUUCUUGAUCAAGUGUGUAAAGAAGUUGGUCGUGUAAACGAGAGAACAGUGUAUGGUUCUUCAGUACCACGAGGUUCAGCUUCGAACCAGGCUGUCACCACGCCGCUUUUCCCCGUGGCUAACGAUAACAACUCAGAGCAGAGUCACUCGGGAUCUCUAGACAACGAAGGAGACGAGGACUUGUUCUAAGUGAAAACGAUUUGAUUCAGUGUAUUUGUCUAGUGUGUUUUGGUUUCAUGUGGUCCGUACUGAAGAAACAUAUGUUUUAUGUGUAUUUAAAAUUUUGUAAUGAAAGUUAUUAGAUUUUUGGAA
Raphanus sativus (radish) is the source of this 3067-nucleotide messenger RNA. RefSeq names its product formin-like protein 2. Gene Ontology annotation, biological process: actin nucleation; actin cytoskeleton organization. Bases 281 to 2944 code for a protein of 887 amino acids. Gene Ontology annotation, molecular function: actin filament binding. The record is from RefSeq and is a predicted model, not a curated record. The transcript is spliced from 4 exons. NCBI's taxonomy places the organism in Eukaryota, Viridiplantae, Streptophyta, Magnoliopsida, Brassicales, Brassicaceae.